This is a messenger RNA of Brassica rapa (field mustard), 1846 nucleotides long. RefSeq lists its product as uncharacterized. The record is from RefSeq and is a predicted model, not a curated record. NCBI's taxonomy places the organism in Eukaryota, Viridiplantae, Streptophyta, Magnoliopsida, Brassicales, Brassicaceae.
AACAUUGCUUCUACGUAUGAUAAAUAUAUUUUUCAAGCAGUUUUUGGCAAGAAUUGUGUCAUACAUUUUCCAAAUACAAAUUAUAAUACUUGAUUUACAAACUCUCCCUCAAGAUUGCAGUUGCACCGAUAUUACUUUGAGCAAACUAACGUGUUGUUUGGUCGCGAAGAAAAUCAAUUUAACGCGUAGAGUCAAAUACGGACGUGAACACAUCUAUGCACGUCGCUUUAAUUUGUUUCCAGGAAAGCCACUAACCCGAAAGUCUUGUAAUGAAAAAGAUUUAUUCAACUAAAUUUUUAGAAUAGUCUACGUCUUUGAUACGUUCAUUGGAAUAUUAAAAAUAUGCCAAUUUACAAAAUAAAAGUAGUUAAAAUGUUUACAUAAUAGUAUCUUGUAGCGAAUUUGAAGAAUCCGGGCAAAAGUCUAGAUGACCGAAACGAACGAAGCUAUCAAUAGUAAAAAGUCAAAACAAUACAGAAGUUUUUGGUACAAGAAAAAAUACAAGUUCUAAUAUAAUAAACUACCGACUGAAGCCUAGUUCAUAUUCCGUAACACAUAUGAACUUCCAGCGCACAGUCUUUGAAGAUUGAAAUCAAUAAGCACUCAGUUUAUGAUGUUUUGAUCAUUUCCAAAAUGUAGUAAAUACAUAUAAUUAUAGACAAUCAUGAACUUGUAAUGGAUCAAACAAUUCAAAGUUUUAAAAUGGAAAGAAAUUACCAAUUGUUGAUAACAAAAAGAAAUGACCAAUCACAUAACGUAGUACAAAUAAAAAUGCAACUACUAGGAAAAAUAUAAUUUUACUGUUGACAAAAAACCAUCUUGUACUGUAUAUUAUAGUAAAAUCAUAUAUAGAGGCUGCUAUAUAAUGAAAAUAGUAAAUUCAAAUCAUUCUUUAAAUCAUCUUGUAUAUAUAUACUCAUAAACCCCAUAACAUCUUCUUCAAUAUACGCCUUCUAUUCCAUUGACAACAUCAAACUUUAAACCCCUGAAGAUCAAGAAAGGAGAAAGAGAAGGAGCGAUAACAACAAAAAACAGAAGCAAUGUCUUAUUCUUCCCUCAAAUUGCCAAUCUUUCUCAUUCUCUCAUCUCUUCUCCAUGCUGCUUUAGGAGAAGACAUCAUAUGCGAGAAUCUGCCCACAAAUAUGUGCGCGUUCUCGAUAUCGGCCUCCGGGAAAAGAUGUUUAUUGGAGACAGCUAACGUCGCCGGAGAAUACACUUGCCGGACUUCCGCGGUGGAGGUUGAAGGAAUCGUAAACCACGUGGAGAGCGAUGAGUGUGUAGCCGCUUGUGGUGUUGAUCGGAAAACCGUAGGGAUCUCCUCGGACGCAAUGAUGGAGGCAGGGUUCGCCGCUAAGCUUUGCUCUCCGGCUUGUUUGGAUUAUUGCCCUAAUAUCCUUGAUCUUUAUUUCAAUCUUGCCGCCGGUGAAGGUGCAUUUUUACCUGAUCUGUGUGAUGCUCAACGGACAAAUCCCCACCGUUCGAUGUUGGAAAUGCUCAGUUCCGGCGGUGCGGCUCCUGGACCAGUUUCCGAGACUGCUCCAGGCCCUGUCUCCGACUCCUCAUCCCCUGCUCUAGCUCCGGCUGCUAUGUAAAAUUAAUGUUAUUUAUUUCACGUGUGUCAUGUUUAUGUUUAAUAUUUCGAUUGAUGAUCCAUAAUGAAUCAUAUCUCUUUAUAUGAUUGGUGCUAGCUCAUCAAUUGAUACAUUUGAGAGAAGAGGAUUCAGAGUGAGUUUGCAUUUUGGUUCUGUUUCGUAAUAUUGUCCAUGUAAUAACACUUUUUGUUAUACCAUUGUUUUGUUUUCUUGUUCGAUAUGUAUACCAUGUGCAAUCUCAACUUAUACCGUUA